Bactrocera tryoni is the source of this 1677-nucleotide messenger RNA. RefSeq names its product bicaudal D-related protein homolog. NCBI's taxonomy places the organism in Eukaryota, Metazoa, Arthropoda, Insecta, Diptera, Tephritidae. The record is from RefSeq and is a predicted model, not a curated record. The transcript is spliced from 7 exons. The annotation marks the transcript as partial.
UUGAAUAUUGCAAAAACAAAAUCACAGCAUCUCUUAUAUAAAUUUCGUUUCUUCUUUUUUAUUUUUCUUCAGAAAUUGGAACAAGAAAAACAUGUUUUGCGUCAAAAGCUCGCCAUUGCCGAAGAGGAGAGCGACCAGCGCGUUCUCGAGCUGCAAUCUGAUCUUAACGAACUCAGAGAUAAAUUACAGGCACAGGAGAAUGCAAUACGGCAGGCGGAAAAGGAGAAGACUAUACUAAUCGAUGAGCUGACACAUCAGAACACGCGCCUCACUGAGCAAAUACAGGAAGCGCACGCCACCGAACUGAAAUUAAUGUCGCAGAUACAGGAACUUAAGGAUCAGUACAAUUACAGGAACACCAGCUUGCAGGAGCACGUGCACAGUCUGGAAUCCAUAAAAACCGAGUUGAACCUCACUACAGAAAAACGCCAUGAUCUUGAGAAACGUUUGCAGCACGCACAGGAUGAAAAGGAGUCGCUUACGUCCGCAUUAGAAGAGGCUUCUGACAGAAUACACAUGCUUGAGAGACAUGCACGAGAGCAGGAAACAAAACUGGAGACAACACUGCAAGCACUUGAGAGAUCUCAGCGUGAAAAUAAUGUGCUCAGCGAGCGUUUGGGAGCGGAUGCCAAUUCCAGUGCACAUGGCAAGAAAUCGUUGCAAUUCGAAAUGGAAUGCGAUGAAGAUGACUCCAGUUUCUCAGAUGGCAAGCCGAGUCAAAUUUGCAUUGAAGCGCGCUCUGUCUACAUACAGCUGAAGUCACUUGUGGACUCGUUGAAAAUUGGCCAUGAUGACGACUCAGGCUUAAAUUCGGACAUAUCGUUAGACUUGGAAUCCAUGGACAAUACGAUUUCAUCUUCAAGCCGCACCGAAGGUGGCAGUCACACGGAGGCUAUUGAAUUUCGUCCCGGCAUGCUAUCAGCCAUGUCCGAUGAGCUAACACGCUUGCUGCUCAAUUUGGAUGCCGGCAACUUCAGAAAGAUGCUCGAUCAGACGCGCAAUCUCGUGCUGGAGCAGGAGGACGAAAUCAAACGCAGUCAUCACUUAAUUCAGGAGCUGGAAUCGAAACUCACCGUCACCGAUGUGGAGCUGCAGAACGUGAAGGAGGAGCGCGAUCAAGCACGUGGUGAUCUUAUUGACAAUAGCGAUCGCGAUGAAAUGCUCGCUAAAGCACAAAACGAGCGCGAUGCAGCGAAUGAGCGACGCACAAAAGCCGAAAUCGAUUUGGCUAAGACGCGCGUAGACUUAAUGCAGGCCAACAGCCAAUUGCUUGAGUCCAUACAGCAGAAGGUUGAGUUGUCACAACAGCUGGAACAGUGGCAGAUGGAUAUGCAAGAGUUACUGCAGGAGCAAAUGCGUUCGAAGCUAAUCAACAACCGCAAGGUGGCACCUGCCGCUGCCAGUACAAAUACAAGCGCCGCGUCCGCGCUGGCAAAACGUGUGUCCAGCUACAAAUUCUGGAGCUUAUUUCAACGGUAAACUGAGCACACUAUGGAAACUCUACGCUACUAUAAUUAUACUAAUGUAAAAGUCUUAUUUUUAUGAAUAUAAUUUUUUAUGAUUACUUUUUAAUAUUUAUACAAUAUACAAGUUUAUUACAUAGCAAAAUAUAGACACAAACAUAUUUACAAUAUAUGUAUGUAUGUUGUAACAUGAAAAUAAUAUUGAUUGCAUUUU